AUGCUUCGCUACGGUUCGGGACGAACUGUUUCCACCACCACCACAACCACUACCACAGAGGACUCUCCAGAGUCUUCAAGUGAGGUAAGAAGUCUCAGACGUCAGGACACACAAACUUUCCCCUUUCCUUGCUCUCCUCUUUUCAUUUUUGCACAAACAGUCCUGGGCUUUUCCUCCCUUUUCUGUUUGUCAUGUGCAACUCUGUAACCACUUGUUUCUCAUCCGUGCAGGGAAAGCUUAAGAUCUUUAAGUCCCUGCUAACAUUUUCUGUCCACUGAUCGUGUGAAAGUUCAUGUUUGUCAGAGGAUGUGUUCACUCACAAGAGCACGUAAUAGGAGCUGAUUGUGCAGGAGGCAGGGCUGUCAUGUUUAUUUGAACAGCUCUCUGAUAAAACAGGCCUUUGUACUGAAACUUUAAACUUAUUCUCAUUGUUUUCUGCUGAAAAGUAAACAUACUAUGAUCCGGUAAAGUGGAUUUGUUUUGGAUUCAUUCCUGCACGUUAUUUUGAUAUCAUAUCAUCUAAUUGAAACCUUAAAAAGGGUGAAAUUGUGUUUUUUUUCUAUUACACCACCAGACAAAGCAGUCACUGUGGUGACAACAUUAUGAUGCAUGCCUCCACUUUGCAGUUUCACGGCAUUUACAUAAACUUUGUUUGCAGUUCUGUUGUCUAUAAAUAAACCCAUUGUGGUGGGGGGCUGUACAGGACUGUGGCAAGUAUUAGGUCUUUUUUUCCAAGCGUUAGUCUCAGCUAUGUUUCCAUGUCAGCUCUCCUACCUUUGCUCAUUGUGAUAUAAUGUAUUAAAUCAUUUGCGUGCAGACCAUCAUUUAUUUGCCUUUGUCUGUUUGUCUUUCUCAGAGGAGGAUCAGGCGCCUCAGGUUAACUCUACACGCCGGUGAUAAUGGAAACAAGGAGGCAAGAAGUGUUCGCUCAGACACAGUAAGUCCUAUAACUUCAUUGAAAUUCAUACAAUUAACUGUUCUAUAUCCUGCCUAUAAGUCUUCUUUGACAGCCUCAUUUAGAUAGGUGCAGGCUCAGUGAAUAGAGCUCAAUUAAGGCUAUUGAAUACAUUAAAUGUAAACCACACACAUACACACCAAAGCACGACAAAAAAACCUACAAUAACAAUUCAUGUAAAUAUAUACACACAGCCUUUAAGACGAAUGCCUUUGGAAGAUGGUGGAGCCACUGAGAUUUAUGCUUUUUAUCAUCUGGACCGGUUACACAAUCAUGACAGAAGGGUGUGUGUGUGUGUGUGUGUGUGUGUGUGUGUGUGUGUGUGUGUGAGAUAAUGCACGCACAGCUGGCUCACAUUUACUUCAAAGCUCAACUUUGACUCUGAACAUUUAAUCUACUCCAUACAAUAGGAAAAGACACUCACUGCACCAACAGUAUAGCUGAUACCCAAGACACCUGAGAGUUGAAACAGUACUGACUCUGACUCUGAUCAGAACAUAGUUAUUGUAACAGAAUUAGGUUUGCUUAUCGCAGAAUUACACUUUACAUUAAUGAUAUCUCUUGUAUGACUGUGGGUAGAGUAAACGCUGCAGGCUGUCUUAGUGUUUGCUGUUGGUGGCUUUUUGUUUGUGUUCAGGAUAUUUGGUCUGUGGUUUGACAGUGAGAAGAACUGAAUGUUACUUAUUGUUGGCACUGAGGAGGUUUUUGUCCCUGUUGCUGGCAAUGGAGUGCAGAAUCCUGACAGAAACAUGGUGGCGUGUUUUGUAUGAACCUUGGCCAAGCAGUAGAGUGUGUGUCCAUUUACCACACCUCCACACCGCACUGAUAGCAGCUGCUGCUGUAAUCUUUCCAUGUGUCUCUCUUUGGGAGGGUGUGACCAAAAGCAUUGGAUCUGAAGACAGCCGUGUCAAAAGUGAGAGGAAAGAAAUGCAUGAGUGCUCAUUGAAAAAGUGUACUUUGGUGUGUGAGCUGCACCCAUGCAAAAGUGGAGCUCUUUUCCAUUGAAUAGAUAUUAGCAUCUCUGCUAGCAGCUGCCUGAGGUAAAAAAAAAAUGCAUACAAAAGAAUAGUGAAAAAUUAUUGAAGAAGUACAAUUAUGUCAAUUCGCUUGAUCAGGUUCCUUGUAAAAAAAGAAGAAGUAAUAAAUGGGCUACCAGGACUGUUACAUGUACUUGGCUAGCAGUCUCAAAACAUCGCUGAACUGUUACUAUCAAAUGAAUUUAAUCUGCUCAAAAUGAAUGUUUUGUUAUUAUAGGGACUACAGUGUCAUUAGAUGCUACAAGGAAAAUUUGUUCGCUUUGUGGUGUGCUGUAUUAGUUGUGUCUGUGUCUACAAAUUUAGAGCUAAACUUAGCCGACUGUCAGCUAGUGGUAGCUAAACUGUGAAACCUGGGGGAUUAGCGGUGGUGGCGGGUCUCUAUUGGGCGUUAUUAAGCAACUCUAUAAAAAGUCUCAAUCUAAAGUUUAUGCCAACUCAGCAGCAUGCCAAAAUAACAGGUCAUGCUGUAUACUUUGCAUGGACACUGAUGCAUAGUGAAAAAAAAAGAUUGCAGGUUAUUAUCAGGGUUUAAAAAGCUACCCUCUGUCUAUGCUUUACCUGGUCUUCCUGCACUGAGCUCAUAGAUACGUACAGGUGUUAGUGAGAUUGCUGGGAAACGUAGCUGUUGUUAGAAAACAUUCAGUUCAAAUACCAGCAACGUGCUCAGCAUUAUGAUGUAACAGAUCCGAUCAGAUGUAGGUCAGUUUUCUUUGUCUGAACUAAUGUUUUUAUAGCUGCAGUGAAAGCGGCUAAAGGCUUCACUUUCAGUGAAUCAGGAAGAAAGGAAAUAGCAUCAACAUGAUUUGACAGAGAUAUUUUGUGUUCAAUAGAGUACUUUUUCAAACGGUGAGUCACCAUAAAUUAAGAAGGGGGUGUAUACUGCAACCCGACACAUCAUGGACACAAUCCAGCCAGUCACUCUGGCCUAGAUGACACACAAAGGACAUAGAUACCCAUAUAGAUGUACCUAAACCUCUGUCAUUGGAUUUCAUUUCUGAAGGGGUUAAAAGUUCACUUUGAACGUGAUUCAGCUGAACAAGCGGCAUGAGAGGUCCUUUGUGUCAAAAAUUGGAGAACAACUUUCAUGUUUGUGUUGGUAAAAGGGAGGUAAUGCAAUCAGUCCAGUCCUUCACAAUGCAGUCACGUUAUACUGCAAAGCACUCAUGAGCAACGAAAACCAUCCAGCAGCAUCUGAAAGUUUGUAAAAUAGAUGUCUGUUAAGAGGUCGUUUUCUUUUCUUCUUCCCCUUCCAUAAAUCAUUGUUUGUUCUGCAAAAAGCAGGUAGAUAUUAACCCCAAGUGUACUCCACCAUGGAUAUAAAAUUCAAAACAGCUCAUACAGCAUUGUUAUUGUGAGCCUAUGGGAGGAGGAGGCUGCUGUGUUGUUAAAAACAUAAUGAUGGCUUUUCUUCCCUCCCAUCUGUUGGAAUUCACAUCCGCCUAUUAGCAGCGGCCCUUCGCUGUUUCUCAACAGCACGUCCUCUGUAGAUGAAAUGGUGAAGAAAUGUGAGGCUCAGCUCUGUCCAUGAGACAACACAGACGUCUUUGUUCAGGCUGCUCCUCACUCUUAUCUAUGUGAGAGGCCCAGACUGAUGGAUCUUUCUCUACUGUGUAACAUGUACUAACUUCAUCUUUAUUAUGUAUGUAUGUAUGUAUGUAUGUAUGUAUGUAUGUAUGUAUGUAUGUAUGUAUGUAUGUAUGUAUGUAUGUAUGUAUGUAUGUAUGUAUCUAUGUAUCUAUCUAUCUAAAUAUAUUUAUAAUGCAUUAUAAUCACGUUAUAGCACUGUAUGACUAUAGUUAUUAACACUCAUAAAUGAUUAUAAUGCUUUAUAGCAAUAAUCAUAACACAUUAUUAAGCAUUUUAUUAUAAGUUACAAGGUCAGGUAUUAUGAUUAGUAUAAAAUAAAAGUACAAAAUAAAAAAAUUCAGUAUCACAAAGAUACAUUAAGGGCAGAAGCUAGCAAGAACAUAAAUAAAAAGCAAAACUAUCUUUCUUAGCCUGCAUUUUAUGUCUUCCUGAAGAUCUCUUUUCUUUGUGUAAGCAGGAACAAUGACAGACCUGAGAGCAUUGUUACACAAGAGUCUUUGCUAAUUAGAGGGUUUCCACGUUGUGAAAUGUUGACAUGAAUUGAUAACCCAAACUUAAAACAGUCUUGAACUCUUUGAGGUCAACAAUCAAGUGGAGUGACGUCAGACUUCCUAAACAGCAGUCUUGAUUAUUUGUUGUUGUUUUUUUCUUCCUGUAGGCUGAGACUGAGAAGGACGUCAGCGCUGCCUGGAAGAAGAAAAAUGGGAUGAUCCAAAGAGAGAGGCCAGCAGGCAGGGAGUCACCUCAGCCGGUAACAUUCACAUCUAUGACAUGAGUUAUAGGCAUGACACAACAGGGAUAUACAGCCACUGCUUCACAAGCAUCACAGGCUUGAUAAGUAUAAGAAGCUUCCUUUGCAGAACCCUGCUGUGCAUGCACCAUCAGACUGUCAUUUAUGAUGUACUGUAUGCAAGGAUAUCCAACAUUAAAGGAUGGUGCAGGGCAGUGACAAGUUUUCUGGAGCCUCAACUACAACUGCUUAUUUAUAACUUUGCACAGAUUAUUAUUUUAGCACCUUAUCUAUGCAUUAGUUGGAUCCUUAAUGAAUAAAUUCUUUGAAAUAUACAAACCAAACAUUUACCUCUUGUACCACAGCUCUAAAAUAUUUAGAGAAAUUGAAUCUCUUAUCUGCAUCCAUGACUAUUAUUGUCAUUUGUUAUUUAGUUCUUGCAUUGUUUAAAGUGCUACCCUUCUUCGCUGCUGUUGUGCAUCUCUUUUCACUGGGUGCCCGCCUGCUAAAGAUACAAAAGACAGAAACGGCAGCAGCUCAUGUACUGGGUUGCAGAAACAUGACACCCUCAAUGCACCCUGCACUUUUUUUUUAGCCAUUUGUUCCCAGCCUCUUGUUUCCAGUGUUCAGCAGCAGCAGCAGCAGCAGGGGGGAAAGCAGUGCUGGAAAUUCCUGAUAAAGUGUUCAUAUGCAGUCGACUGCAUCCACACACAAACACAUGUGGCGCCUGAGAGCUGUGAAUUUUAAAUCCAGGACAUAGAUACACAGUGGGAGUGUAAGUCAGUCUGGAUGCAGGUUGGCUACAGUAACCUGACCGGAGUUGAUCCUGUCUCCCUCAGCACCUUGGGGACAUGACCAAUGGGGCACCAGAGACCUCGCUGCAGCAUCAUGGAGCCAAAGUGUAUGGCAUUGUGCAGAGGACAGGCGCGGACAGACAGCAGGAGGUGAUGGCGCGCGAGUGGACGGUCAAUCAUCUUCAGGAUGAGAUGAGGUACAUCCGGGAGGUGAGUGCAAACCAUCACAACAUCAGCCAGGCCUUCAGGUCAGCACAUUAUUGUUUUUAGCAGGAUUUAGCAGAAUGUAUUGAAGGUGAUCUGCUCUUUACUCAGGUGAGAGAUUCUCUGGAGAAGGUGAGAGAGAGGAUGUACGGGCAGUUUGGAGGAAUGCAGCAAUCAAUGCAGAAGCUGUCACAGGAAAUCAGGGUAAUGAAUCAUAUCAAAGAUCCUUUUUCAAUCAGACUUUGAGGCUGUGAAUGAAUCUAAACAUGCUAUGUGACUCUGUAUGUGUCUUAAGGCUGCCAAUUCCCAUCGAAGGAGUCUGGAGUCAGAGGUCAGGAUCCGGACACAGGCCAUGGAGAGCUUUGAUCAGAUGAACAGCUCGCUUAUAUCUGCUAACAUCGGCCUGCAGGUAACAAAUCAAUGUCAUUUAACCUACAAAGGCCUGGCUCAUGACAGCAGCACCUUUUCACAGGCUUGAUAAGUAAAAGAAGCUUCCUUUGCAGAAAUCUCUUCUGGAGAACUGUCAGAACAGAGUGGAUAAGAGGGAUGAGUUGAAGAAUUUACGAAGCACCUAUGAGAAAGCACAGGAGAAACUCAGAGACAAGGAGCAGGAGCUUCUUGCUGCACAGGCUGAGAACAAGACCUUAAGACAGCAGGUAACUUUUCCGAAUAAUUCCCUAUACGCACACUCUCACACAAACCUCCACCUUCAUGCAUUCAUAACUUUCCAAAAAUGGGGUUAAAGUUCCUGCUCUGACCUGGAAUGGUUUGAUGUAGUUCCCCUCUAUGGUGACAAACGAGGGCAGACAAACCGUGACGUUGAGUGUAAAUGCCACAAGUGAAUCAGUGCAAAUUCAAAAACACAUUAAAGAGUUCACAAUGAACCCAGCAACUGAAACACACUGCAAAUGAAAAACACUUUGAGUUAGCUUGAGUAUGUUUGAGGAAUGUUCAAGUGGACUGAGUUACUAAAAAACCUGAAAUUUAUCGAUUUCAGUUUUAUUCAUUAAUUCGAUCAGAGAGGCGUGAGGAGGAUAUCAGGCACAAUACUGCCCCCAUCUGUAGUGACCUGUGGGGGUGUUAAGUGUCAGCAGCCUAGGACACUUGGAGCCAAACCCUGAGGAUCUCACUCAUCUACAAAGUUCUGUUAGCUGUGCAGCUCCAGGCCCAUGUUUCCUAACGUAGACUCCAAGGCCGGUGGUGUUUGUGUUUUGUCUCCUGGCAUUGUUGACUUAAGCCACACAGGCAGCUCUGUGUGGACACUGCAUGGACACUCAUUGUGCAUGCACGUUCAUGUGUCCUGCUGAGCUUGAUCUUGUUCAGGGAAGGUACGAAAACUCUCAACCCAUAUUAAGUGUCUGCUCUUCCCUCCUGCCCCAUCAACAACAAAUCUGGCUUGGAGUACUUUGGUAGAAAUAGCUUGAUGUGCUGCACGUUUAUUUUGCAGUUGUUUCUGGUUUUGAGAGUUAAUGAUUUUGUUUCAUGUAUUGGCUGAGCUUUUGCUGUUAAAGCUGUUGUUUUGGCUUUUUUCUUCACCCUCCUCCAAAUGAAGCUCAUUUGGACUUUACUGGAUCAUCUGCCCUUGCUUGCCACGGUACCUCAAUUUCCUGCUGCCCAAAUUGGCCCAAAUUUUAGAGCAGUCAUCUGUCAUUCCAGGCUGUGUAACACACAAACAAAACAUAAAAGCACAAAUAAACCCCAGAUUGUAAGGAGUCACAACUUCCAAGUAAUACACAACAGUAGAGUAUCCCAUUGGUUGCAUUUGCAUCUUGUUAUCUGAUUAUCUUUGCUGGAUAUGGAUGAAUCAGCCCAGCAAAGGUUUCAUUGCUGCUGUGUUGUGAAUUGUCCAGGUGGAGUCUUCACAGGAGGCCAACACUCAGGCCCUGCGGGAGCUCUCAGCAAGGCUACAGCGCGAGUACGAGGAAAAGCUGCAGGAAGAACAGCGGAAACACAGGGAGGAAAUUGAAAACCUACAGGUCCGCAUUCUUUACUGUUGAGUAAUAAACUCUCUCAAAGCCUGUAGAAACUGGAACCCCUGUUCCAUUAGAUCAGGACUGAUUUGGGAUGAUUCUUCUUUUUUUUUUUUAAUUUCUGACAUAUUUUAUAAUAAUUAUGUCAAAUCAGGCAAAAUCACACACUGAUGAUGUUUUAUUAUUCCCUCAAAAACAGGCACAACUUGAUGAGUACAUCAGGAGACUUGAGGAGGCAGAGAGGAACAUCAAGAUUGCAGAGGCCAAGAUUGCUGAGAGAGACCAGAGGAUCGUUGAACUGGAGCGUUUGCUGGACUGUAUGGGAAAGGUAGGGCAACAAUUUAACACCAACAGGGAUCAUGUUUUUUACAAUUGCAGGAGAUGACAAAAUUAUUAAUAUGAAAUAAAAUAUUUUCAGGAAAAGAGUCAACUCAACCUAAAGCUGCGGGACUGUGAGCAGCGUAUUCGAUUGUUGGAGCUGACAGACCAGACUGAUGCUACAGCUGUCAAAAGGUAGAAAACGACGUUCAGAUCUGAGGUUUUUAUUCAACCACACAGUCUUCAUUUCUGAGUGUAGAUAACUAAUGUAAGUUGUGAAGGAACUUUAUCCUUGAUUUCCCCCAUUUCUGACAACUGAUCCAAAAAAAACAAUCUUUAGAGUUGAUAAUCAGUCCCUAGUUUGAAGUUUCUAAAGUUGAGAAUAGUUUUGAUGGAAAACCAGAUCAGGCGCCAACAACUCUGACGUACUCACUCCAAGAAGUCAGAGUUGUGUAACCCCUUCUCAAAUUAAAAACUCUAAUAGUGAGCUGCAUCUCUUUCUCCCUCUGAGAAUUUAUCCUUGUGUAUCUUACCUGGCUGCUGAUCUUUGGAUGAUGUCGGUACACAGAUUUUGUGUGAGUUUAACCCCUUACUGGUCAUUUUAGGUCCAAAGAGCUGCAAUCUGAGGCUGUGGAUCUGCGUGAGAGAAUCAAACACCUGAACGACAUGGUGUUCUGCCAGCAGAGGAAAGUCAAAGGAAUGAUCGAGGAGGUGAGUAUGGAAAGGGUCCAGCCGCACACAUCCAUGUCUUCUACUCUGUUUGUGUUUUGAUACUGGGUGUGGAGGAGAUGCAUAUGUCAGCUGAGACAGCCAAAGUUUAUUUACCAUCCAGAACAUAAAUGAGUACAGAGCACACAGGGUCCAUAAAACUUCAUACGACGUAGAGUGAAUACAGGGUGUGGUGUUGUCAUAGCUUAGAGGCUAAGAUCCAUACACAUGAUCUAGAGAUUAAAGGUUUAGUGAUUAAAGAGCAUCAUCAGAGAGUCUCCCCAGACUGUCUAACUCCACUUUUCCCACAGAAAAGAUCUUUUUUAAUGUUCUCCACCACCUUAACCAGAGGGAUUAUUCUUGUAAUGUUGCAUUAAAUGCUGAGUAUAUUAACUCAGGAAUGGUAUGACACUAAUGCUCCUAAAUAACAACACUCACAUGUUAUAGAAAUUCUGCUGUUAUUUAUAGAUUGCAAGAUAAUUCUUUGAUAACACCUUUUGAUAUCUGAAGAAUACAAAUGCCAACAAAAGGUCAAGUACAAGUUUAUGUCAAUAGCACCCCCUAUAGGACUCUUAAGAGACUUGGUGAGUCAUAUUGGAGGGAAAACAUUCACACUUGUCUCCAGCAAUAUGAUAAUUGUGUCAGAAUAAGAAUAACCUGCUUUACUGAUAAAUAGUCCCACCAUCACCAGAGACAUUGUCCCACUGGUUAAACAUAUUUAAGCAUAUUUCUAAAGUUAUUGUCUUAGAAAAGAUCAGCUGAACUUUGCCAAUGCAAAAUUUUUUAAAGUUUCUAGUAAGAAAAAAUAUCUGAGUAUCACAGGCAAAGACUUUCUUUUCAUGUCGUCUAUGUGAAGCUAGAACCAAAUUACUUUCUUAUUUCUGUAAAUGGCUUAAAGAAUGAGGUGAAUUAGAACUAGAAAAUAACAUACUUAUGCCAUCAUAAGAUCUGUGCUAAAGAAAUAUCUCUGUGUAAACAUGUUUAAUGGUAUUUAAUUGAGUAUUUUCUGUCUGAAUUUGUGAAGGUUGGCUCUCUGCGCUCCCAAGUGGCUCAGAAGGAUAUGUUCAUCUCUGAGCUCCUGGACAGAAUUGCGAUAGUGGAGUGUGAGGUAAGAUAAAUACUCAAGCUGUGUGCUGUUUGCUGCAUAUUUUGUUUUUGGUGCGGUGUGGUAAUCUAUUGCAUGGCUAUAGUUUAGAAUUCUGGGGUUGCUGAGUGCUGAAUAUCCUGAACUUUUGACAAUGUCUGUGUGGUUUCCAUGCACCUAUCAAAAAAAAAAACCUUGCACGUAUCUGAUCUGACAGUGUUGUUUCCUCUUUUCCUUUCUCUAGAAUAAUGAAUUAGAAGACAAGCUGAAGUAUUUUAUGUCCACACAGAAUAGGCCGAGAGAUGUUUUGGAAACCAGAGAGAUAGGAUUAGGCUGCAAUCUGCUCCCUAGGUAAGAUGCACUCUUGGGGACUAUAUUUUGCAGCUUUUUUUAUAUUUGAUGCUUUGUUGUGGAGGUGUUUCCUCACCCUGAUGUGUCAAUGUGCACCUGCAGACGUGAAGCAGAAAGGCUAGAUGUUGCACCUCCUUUUCAAAGUGAGCCAACUCAUCUCCAACCUUUCACACAUCAGUCACCUGCUUAUCCUCCUCCACCAAUGAAACUCCCAUCACUAAUUGAAGCUCCAUCUGAACCCUCAUCCCCUGCUCAUCCCUCAUCUCCUAACCAACCAUCACCACCAUUUCAACCUCCAUCUUUACCAGAUCCAUCCCCACCAUCUAAACCUCCAUCUCAAUCGAAACCAUCUCCACCACCUCCACUUCCAUCUCUAUCAGAUCCGUCACCACCAUUUAAAUCCCCAUAUCUAUCAAAACCAUCUCCAUCUCCAUCACCUCCACCUCUACCAGACCCAUCAUCACCACCUCCAUCUUCAACAUCCCCCACACAACCUUUACCUCCCUCUCUAUUUCAGUCCCCUCCAUCUCCUCUUCAACACCCAUCCCUCUUUCUGACAUCCCCCAUUCAACCCAGGACGUUCAGGUCUAACCCUCCGCCCAGCAGGCUAGAGUCCAGUUUACUGAGGUACACUCCUCUUGAAUACAGCCGUUAUCUGGAGUCCAACCCUUCAAUAACGAGUGUGAUGUUAUCCUCCGCCCGUCAAUCUGAGUCUGAGUCUCCUGAGAGUCCAGUUUGGUCCAGAGAUGAGGUGGAUGCAGACAUAAACACAGACACUCAAUCAAGUUCAGCAGGAUCCACUUUGUCCUCAUCCCUAUCUCGACCAAGAUCAAGAGUACCUCAGGUUACCUCACCGUUUAUGAAACUCAUGGAGAUUACAGCAAACAUAAACAUCGAUUGA
This is a messenger RNA of Xyrichtys novacula (pearly razorfish), 10639 nucleotides long. Lineage: Eukaryota; Metazoa; Chordata; Actinopteri; Labriformes; Labridae. The record is from the annotation of a GenBank genome assembly.